CUUUGUGAGAGUAAGCACCAUUUUACGGCACCGGACGAAUCUCCACGGAUGUUCCACAUGUCUUAAAAUGAUGAGGAACUUGAGAGUGUGACAGCCUACUUACUACAUGAUAUAUCAAUAUCGCUUCGCACUUAAUCGAAAUAAGCUAUGGGCAAAAGUAAGACUAACAAAUUUAGACGUCCACAGUUCAACGCAGAGGGAUUGUCGGUAACUGCUGUAAAGGAAAUGGAAUCGGACCACGGUGAAGUCUUCCAUGGAGUCGACUCUCCAACUGGGGAGUUACUGGAGAAAUUGCAGAGUCCCAGUGCAGACAUGCGUGAGUUUGCCUGUGCCAGCAUAUCACGCCUCGUGCAACAGAGCCAGACCAUCCCAGGCUUCCUCCAGCGGGAUGCGGUGAGACGUCUCGGGCCCCUAAUGCUGGAUCGCAGCCUGGCCGUCAGGGAGACUGCCACAGGGGCACUCAGGAACCUGAGUGCCUGUGGGGGUCAUGAGGUGUGUGACGACAUGGUGAAACAGGACGUCAUGACUCCUCUGACUGCUCUGCUUCGAGAGUGCUGUGCUGGGUUUGAAACCAAUGCUGCCCUCUCGUUAAAAGGGCAGAAAAACACAGUGGAAGAUGUAGCCAAUGAAGCAGUUAACUUGCUGUGGAAUCUCUGUGAGAGCAGUAGCCAGGCACUCUCUGUGUUCAACAAAGCAGGCAUUCUGGAUGUUAUCCUACAGUGUCUGGAGCGACACACUCACAACAUCAAGCUGGCUUUGUCUGCAGGCCACUGUUUGCACACAGUGACUGAGGACAACGCAGAGUUGCUGUGUAGUAUGAACAAUGCUGUAUUAGGGACUCUAGAGAGUGUGCUGCUAUCCUCACAGGCGGACAUGGCUCACACACUGCUCAGGACACUGGCUGCAGGGUCAGUGUGGAACCUGAAGAGCAGCCUGCCCACGGCCCACCAGGCUCAGACCCUCACCGCCCUGAUGGCCACCCUGUCCCAGUGCUUGGAGCUGGAUGCUGGCACGCUGAUACCCCAGCUCCGCCAGGCUGAGGUGGCCCGCAGUGCCACUGCCUCAGAGGCAGGGAACAUGGAGGACCACCAGGCAGCUGCAGGGAAUAUGCCUGUAGAGGAGAUGGAGGAUGAUGAGGAGGAGGGGGUUGGACUGAGGAGGAAUGGAAAGGCAACCAAGAUAGAUAAAGACUUCUCUGACCUCCUGCCUAGGGGCAAGGAGGAGCUGAGGGAGGCGACGGCCUUGCUGACAGCCCAGCAGACGUCCUUGGAGAUCAUCGUCAACAUGUGCUGCUCUGAUGACCCGUCAGACGAUGAGUGGGAGGAGGCGUCGAGCAGCGACGAGAGUGAGAUGUGUCCUGACGGCCUCUCUGAAGGGAACACCAGCCUCCUGUCCCCACUGUGUCUGUCUGCUGAGGUCCACGCGGCUCUGAUCAACCACAACAUUCCAGAGAAGGUUCUCAAGAAGACCCAGUUCCCCAGCAGCGAGGUGAUGGACGUAUGUCGUCACAAUCCCACCUGGAAAAUCUUGAUAAAAAAGAUGCAUCGGGUGCAGUACAGGGCCCUGACGUGCCUUCACAACAUGCUAUCUACUAUGGACGCUGAGUCCCUAGGGGGAGCAGCCGCUCUUCAGGCUGUCGCACAACACCUGUCCACGCUGGUCUUCAGUGCUCCAGAGAUCCCUAAGGAGGAGGAAUUCCUUGAGGCAGUUACCAGUGCCAUGCGAUCCCUCUUACAGAUCAUAGCCUAUAUGAAAAUCCCACAGUGUAUGACCCCCCAGCAGCUGAUGAGCCUGAGCGAGGCAGCGACCUGCUGUGACGUGGUCAGUGUGAGAGUGAACGCUCUGGCCAUCCUAGGCAUCACAGGAAGCACACUGGCUAAAGAGAAUGGGACAGCUGAAACUCUACAGAUGAUUGGCAAUGCCUUACUCCAAGUUGCAACAAAGGAUGCCAACCUUGUGGUUUGUGGGGAAGCCCUGGAUGGUCUGUUUGAUGUUUUUGCGGAUGGAGACGAGGCAGAGAGAGCAGCUGAAAACAUCAACUUACUGUCUGCUCUGAAGGCACUUCAACCUGUCUUCAAGGCUAAGAUUCGUAAAGAGGGGAAGGGAAAGUACAAGCCUGAGCAGCUGUGUGUGCUGGACAACGUCAAAGUCAACCUAAGAAGGUUUAUUGGCUACUUGGAGACUGUGGUGAAAAAAUGAUAGCAGCCUGACACUACUACACCAUCUGGCUGAGAUGAAAUGACUCAGAAUAUACAGUACAAUAGACCCUCAUUAAAGGGACUGUUCAGUCCAAAAAUCAUUGUUUUGGAGUGAACUAUCCCUUUAACAUCUAUAUAACUGAUUUUCAUGUUGGUUAUCUUUUUUGUUUUAACUGAAAUGCGUAACUAUUGUCCUUGCUAAGUGAGUGUUUACAUAAUUAUGUGUACAAAAAAGAGGUUCACUAUUUUAAAUGAAUGAAUGUUGCAGUA
This is a messenger RNA of Oncorhynchus keta (chum salmon), 2468 nucleotides long. RefSeq names its product HEAT repeat-containing protein 3-like. Gene Ontology annotation, biological process: ribosomal large subunit biogenesis; protein import into nucleus. The transcript has 15 exons. The record is from RefSeq and is a predicted model, not a curated record. NCBI's taxonomy places the organism in Eukaryota, Metazoa, Chordata, Actinopteri, Salmoniformes, Salmonidae. Bases 148 to 2199 code for a protein of 683 amino acids.